Messenger RNA from Dentiscutata erythropus, 678 nucleotides. The record is from the annotation of a GenBank genome assembly. Lineage: Eukaryota; Fungi; Glomeromycota; Glomeromycetes; Diversisporales; Gigasporaceae.
AUGGACACAUUACCAAAGAUACGCGCCCUCUUCAACGAUCCAUCCACUGCUGAUCUCACACUUCGCAUUGAUGGCAGGGCUUAUUUUGCUCAUAAAUGUAUUCUUAACUUACAAUCUGAAUGGUUUCAAAAGUAUUUAGAAGAAAAUCGUCAAAGUGAUGAAGGGAAUGAGGAAAGUAAUGAAAAUAACCGAAAAGAUUUUGAUGAAAGUGCUUUUCAAUAUGAGAUUUAUUAUGAUUAUGAUAUUUUUGGAUAUCUUUUGGCUUAUUGUUUAACGAAAUUCACUGACUGCCUCUUAAAACAUAUUUCAAAGUCCUGGAAACCCAAUGAAUACAAAUGGAAAGUUGGAUUGAUGAUUAGUAAAUGGUUAGGAUUAGCAGAAACUCGAUUAACGAUUUUGAAAUUCUCAGCAAGAAUAUUAAUAAAGAUUAAAGAUUCUCGAAAUUUCGAGUUGAUAAAAUCCAUAAUUGAUAAAGAUGAUUGGAAUGAGAUUGAAAAGAUUAUGAAUGAAUUAUCGAGUGAUGAAGUGCAAAUCGAAAAUGAAUUAUUGGAAGAUGGUGUAUUAGGGUUGGACGAGAAUGGAAAUGUUGUCGAAUCUUCUUCUUCCUAUGCUUCUUCAAAUGGAGAUUCUGACAAUGAAUCAGAAGAUCAUCAAAGAAGCAUAAAUGACGAUAAAUGA